Cryptotermes secundus is the source of this 5147-nucleotide messenger RNA. It is a transcript of the gene Ptpmeg2, whose product is annotated as tyrosine-protein phosphatase non-receptor type 9. NCBI's taxonomy places the organism in Eukaryota, Metazoa, Arthropoda, Insecta, Blattodea, Kalotermitidae. Gene Ontology annotation, biological process: protein dephosphorylation. The record is from RefSeq and is a predicted model, not a curated record. The transcript has 12 exons. Gene Ontology annotation, molecular function: protein tyrosine phosphatase activity. The coding region runs from base 981 to 3020 and encodes 679 amino acids.
GGCUUCAUUAAUUAAGUGCAAUACCCUUCACCUUACAUCAUUAGGGUGAUCAAAUCAAGGAUGAUAUAAUGAGCGGGAUGUGUAACAUGUAAGAGAUAUGAGAAGUGCAUACAAGAUUUUAGCCUGAAAAACAAAAUGAAAGACCCACAUGCAGAAGAAUGAAUACUAUUAAAAUGGUUCUUGAUAGAGUAUGAGGAUGUGAAUUUGAUUCUUCUCACUAGGGAUGUGGCCCCGUUGUCGGAUCUUUUAAACGACAAUCAGGUUACAUAAAAGGCAAGAAAUUUAUUUAUUAGCUGGGUGAAAAUUCGCUUCUCACAAAUUACAAUGAUCUGUUAAGUUAGUUGACAUAUUACAAUACUUUCACUUUUCAGUAUACAUAAUAAGCACAUCAAAGUCACUGUUGUAAUAGCCAUCUUCCGUUUUUAAGGUGUAGCUCCAAUUUACUUUCAAGGCCUGCGGAAAACCACGAGGGGCCUUGGUCAGAAUACGAUUAACCCAUAGGAUAUUUGGUAUUACCCACCCUUUAUUACACACUGCAUUUAAGUGUCGUUCCUUUCCUCCCCUUGCUCACAUGUGACGGUUCAGUGCUAAUAACAUAACAUUGGUUAGGUAAGAAGCACCUGUAUAAUACAUAAUCUUGUUUGAAAUUAAGUAGAGUCCUCCAGAAGUGAAGUAAUUAAUAAUUCCGUUUUAUACGAUGCCAUCUGAGGUUCAAUGACUUAGAAAAUACGACUUUCCAUGUACAGAAUGUCUCUGUGCUCGGGAAAAUGGCAAUGGACUUCCAGUUUUAUCCAUGAAAUUAUUAAACAACAAUAAUAAUAAUAAUAAUAAUAAUAAAGCAAAUAAGUACAGCUACCCAAUCCACAACCUUAAAUAACUUUCCCACACCACGACAUUCUACAUAAUUUUUUUUUCACCGGAUGCAUUUCCGGUAAGUGACAAAAGAAAGUGAAAUUGCGUUCGAGGGUAGAAUAGCCAAGAUGGCUGCUGCUCUGUCACAGGAGCAAGAGCAGGCCACCAAGAACUUCAUCGAUGAGGUGAAUCGGCUACGUCGUCGCCGGAGAGCCGGUCCUGUUUCGUGGGCUACAGCUGUCAAGUUCUUGGCUGCGCGGAAAUUCGAUGUGGGUCGCGCCGUAACAUUAUACGAACAGCACGAAACCACACGACAUCGGGAAGGCCUUGUUCGUUUUGAUCCCAGACAGAACCCCCUCAAGAGCGAGUUGGACACCGGCAAGUUCACAAUCUUGCCAACCCGGGAUGCGACUGGUGCUGCCAUUGCAGUGUUCACAGCUCGCUUGCAUUAUCCGCAAGUGUCAUCCCACCAGACAACGCUUCAGGGGGUUGUAUACCAGCUGGAUGUCGCGCUGGAGAGUGUGGACACCCAGAAAUGUGGUCUUGUGUUCAUCUAUGACAUGUCUGACUCCAAGUAUUCAAACUUUGACUAUGAUCUUAGUCAGAAGAUUCUCACACUCCUAAAAGGUGGUUAUCCAGCCAAACUCAAGAAGGUUCUAAUCGUCACUGCCCCACUCUGGUUCAAAGCACCAUUCAAGAUCCUGCGGCUCUUUGUGCGGGAAAAACUGCGAGACAGGGUGUUCACCGUUAGUAUUCCUCAGUUGACAUUACAUAUCCCACGAGAAUCUCUGCCAUCACGUCUUGGUGGUGAGCUGGCUGUGGAUCAUGCAUCGUGGCUGUUGCAUUGCCUCAAAUCCGUGACAAACCGCCAUGGCGACUUCUGUGAAUUGUCUCCUCUUAGCUCAGGAGCAGCAAUGGAUUCUGCCCUUAUUGCCACCAGUGCUGUUCCCACCACAGUGCUCAAUGGGACUAGUGGGAACCUAGAACAGGGAGAGCAUGUGUGCAGCCAUGGAGCUAGUGAUGGUGGUGACCAGAAGUCUUUUCACUCUCCAGUAUCAGGACCAGAGGAGGAAGAAGAGAUAACAUCUCCCCGUGACUUGGACAAUGGUGACAUCUGGCAACACAGCUCAGGCAGUGGAGAUGCCUCUUCACCUGCACCUCCUGCUUCAUCAGCUAGCAGUGGCUUCUCAGAUGAUGACAGCCUUCACUGUGAUGUUGGACAUGGAAUGUCACUGGAACAGUUCGUGGAGAGUGUCCGGAGUAGAGGUCGAGUUGGCCUGGUGCAAGACUAUGCAGAGAUCAGGGCCCGCUCACCUGAUGGAUCAUUCAAUCAUGCUCGGUUACGAGCCAACCUGCCAAAGAACCGGUACACAGAUGUUCUUUGCUAUGAUGACUGCAGAGUUUUGCUGUCACAAAUAGAUGGAGAUCCUUGCAGUGAUUAUAUUAAUGCCAAUUUUGUCGAUGGUUAUAAACAGAAAAAUGCCUUCAUUUCUACACAAGGUCCACUGUCCAAAACUGCAUGUGACUUCUGGCGCAUGGUGUGGGAACAGCAAGUUCUGGUUGUGGUAAUGACUACGAGAGUAGUAGAAAGGGGUCGAACGAAGUGUGCCCAGUAUUGGGAGCCAGAGGAGGGAGGAGCAGCUACUUAUGGGACCUUCAAAGUUACAACAGCAUCAGUGGAAGAACACACGGACUACAUAGUCACCUCACUUAAACUCACCAACCUAAAGACAGAUGAACGGAGAGAAGUGAGCCACCAUCAGUUCACAUCAUGGCCUGAUUAUGGUGUUCCCCAUAGUGCCCUUGCUAUGCUGGACUUCCUAGACCGUGUACGGCAACAGCAGAGCAAGAUGGUAACUGCAUUAGGCGACACAUGGGCUGGACAUCCCCGGGGACCACCUAUUGUUGUUCACUGUAGUGCAGGCAUUGGCAGAACUGGCACGUUCUGUACACUGGACAUCUGCAUCAGCCGUCUAGAAGAUGUGGGGACAGUGGAUGUUCGAGGUACAGUGGAACGAAUUCGUUCUCAGAGAGCAUAUUCAAUCCAGGUGCCAGACCAGUAUGUCUUUUGUCACUUAGCUCUUAUUGAAUAUGCUCUUAGCAAGCAGCUUAUACCUCACGUUGACCUCGCUGGCUUCGACAACCUAGUUGAAGAUGAGUCUGAGUGAAAGAAAUGAUGUCAAAGUCAUGAAACUUUUCCUAAAGUGACUCACUGCACAGCUGUUGACAGAUGAGCGGUAAAAGUCACUGAGUCAGAAUAAGUAAGCUUUCUACAGUAUACAGUUUCUUUGCAACGUUAAUGUCAGUAACUAGUUUAAUGUUGCUUUGAAAUUAAACAGAACAAGAAAGAAACAAAAAGUGAUGCAGGAUUUAAAUGAAUGUGCAGGUUAAUAUGUCAAUGAACUCGCCACUUCUCAUCAGAUCAUCACUGUGGAUUUGAAGCGGCUGUAUGAUAUUGACACUUUGUAGACAUAGUAGGAAUAUUCUUAUGAGUUUCAUUAAAUUAAAUAUUGGAAAUUCUUUCUUUACAUACAUAACAUUCUGUAUUGUGUGAAUUUAAUGAAAAACACAGAAUCUUAACUGCUGGACUGGAGAUGUUCUACAUAAUUAUAUUUCACAGUACAUAAUGCAGGAUGUAAUUACAUCUAAUGGUGUCAUAUCAAUAUCUAAACAAAAUAUAAGCUGUGAAAUGUGAGAUUUUUCUGGUAGUGCAUAUGAAAAUUACAGUCUUCUGGGAUGUGAUGCUGUGUUGUUUGGAAAAUAGAUACCAGCAUUUUCUAGCAACCUACUCCAUUCCUCUUCAUGGUAGAACAUGGAGGUAGUAGGUCCCUCUGAAACAUUUGUACUAACGUUUCUGAGGAAUAUACUGCUUCCAUGUUCAGGGUUGAAAAUUGAAGCAGCAGGUUUUAUUGAAAUAUUGAUAUUUAUGUACAAACUACAAGGCAUGACAUCCCAGAAGACUGAUAAUAUUCAUAAUGAAAUUUGGUUUCCCGUUAAUUCAUUUAGAAGGUGCAAACAAUUUAUUUCCUGCAGUUCUGGGUGGGUAGAUAUCACUUAUAAGAACAUUAUCAGUUACCAUAUGUAUUCAUGGUGUGAUAUUUAUGUAUUUCAAGAUGAAAAUAUUAUGUGACAAGUUUAUUGAUGUUGCUUCUGAGGGAUGAAUGUACUGUAAUUGGAGAAUAACUGAGAAUUUGAACACCAGAUCAUCUGAUGGUGUUGACGUUUGUCUGCAUGGUUUAGUGUUGAUAGAUCAACUGGCACUCCUUGGUGGGUGUGUGAAAAUGUUGGAAGAAGUGAUGCACAGAAGGAAUUGCACUACAUUUGCAGCAAAAUAUGAAUUGUUGUAUUUAAUGUUUCUAACCAUCAGUAUAGUUUAACUGUACAUUAUUUCUGUACAUAAUAAUUCAUAUUUAAUAUAUAUACCAUAUAUAUAUCUUUAAACAAUGUGAUAUGUAAUUGAAGCUGCUAUGUAUUUUUAAAUUUUUAAACCUUUUUUCUGUCAUUACUACAAAUAGUCUGAAAAACAUGUAAUUUUUACAUAAAGAAAAAGGGAACAUAUCAGUAAGUGCUAUUCAGUAGCAAUGGAAUUGUCAAAGUGAAAUAGUUGUGAACCAAAUGGUGAAUUUUUGAUUUUGAUAAAAGUGAAAAAGAUCUAAAACAUGGAUUAAUGAAUGCUGUAGUGGGGAUAAGUGAUUUGCUACUCCAUGGUGAGCAUGAAUCUAGCUCCUCUGAUGUUGAGAAAUGUCUGUAGUAGGAAUAUAAAGAAAAUGAGGGACUAACAUUCUUCAGAUAAAUUGUGGAUGUGAUUAGUUGUGAACCUGUAUGCAUAUUGUAACUAGUAGAAGUCUCCGGCCAGCUGUUCUUUUGUUGCAGAUUUGUAAACAUAUACUCCACUCUCUUCCAUUCUAUUAAUCUGUAACUUAUUAAGGAUUCAUUUACAUUUUGUCACAGUUUCUUAGCUGAAAGAACUGCCUCGUUAUAAUGGAAACUUAAAAUCAGAGUUUCAAAUUCUUUUAAUCAGAAGAUUUGUGAUGGUUGCAUGUUAUUAAACUGACACAUAUGCUGGACGUUGUGUAUCAUCUCAUUAUUUGUUUCAAAAGCACAGCAUUUUGGUAACUGGGUCUGUUUCCAUCAUCAAAUGUAAAGGGGAAAGAAUUCUGCUCAAUUGGGCCUAUUAGACAGAACAGUUCUGUCUCUGGACUAGUCUGCAGGUAAAGAUCAAAUACAUCUAAUCAGCCAGAGAAAUAAGUGUUCAAAAUUGAGAAAUGCUCAUGUAGGUAUAUGAGUCCAUGGAA